AUGGCGUUAGAAUUUGUGCAUUCGUUUUUUCGUACUAUGCAUCGUGAGUGGCAUGGACUUGAUGGUCUUCGUCUUGAUAAAUUUUACUCAUUAGUACGUAAAUUUAUCCACGAGACUAUUGUAUUACUGCGUAUACAAGAUUGGCAAGAAAAGUUGGUGCAAGAGUUUGUCAUGAUUUUAUCUACAGAAGUUGUCAAUCAAUUGCCAAAUGGAUUACGUUUGCAUUUAGCGGAUGUAUACUUGACGGAAGUGUAUACAGCAGCAAAAGAUGUGACAACGAAGGCAUUUGUGAUGCUACUAGAGCCACUUUUCUCUUUAUUAUCGUCUGAGUAUGAUAAAACAGUGUUUAAGCGUGUACGAGAUGUCGUGUUUGAAGAUAUGAUGCAGAAGUACCCAUUUCAAUUGUAUAGUGAUGAUAAAAAGGAGAUGAAUUGCGAGAAAGAAGCAACGGAUGAUGAAGAGGAGACAAUGGUGUUUGAAUGUGUGGACUUAGCACAAGUACAACAUCGUAUCUUUGCUAUUGCAUCAGCAGAUGAUACAAUUGAAUGUAAUCGUGCAGCACUUUACACGUUAUACAAGAAAUACUUUAGUAUUUCACAUGUUGAUUCAUUUCAAUUUCGAAUUGAAGAAUCGAUGAAGAUACAGGAAAAGGAAUAA
Molecule: messenger RNA, 657 nt
Organism: Plasmopara halstedii
Lineage: Eukaryota; Oomycota; Peronosporomycetes; Peronosporales; Peronosporaceae
Product: ribosomal rna processing protein 1
Exons: 1
Coding region: 1-657 (218 amino acids)
Biological process (GO): rRNA processing
Cellular component (GO): preribosome, small subunit precursor; preribosome, large subunit precursor; nucleus
Source: RefSeq, a predicted model, not a curated record